GACAGCCCGGGGUCCUCAGGAUCAGGACCCCUGUGUGAUUAGCUCUGAAGCUAACUCGAGCUAACAGUGUCAAACAGAGAAACUGAAACAUGGAACAAGUGAAGCUGGAGGAGGAAACGGAGGAGCCCCGAGGAAAAGCAGAGGAGCAGGAGGAGCACAGGAGCCCCGCGGAGGAGGCGCACGGCCCGGGCUGUAAGCUCCUCCGCCUUAAAGAGGAGCCAGAGGAGCCAGAGCUGUGCAUCAAACAGGAGCCCCAAGACUUCCCCUUUCACCUGGUCACUGUCAAAACUGAAGACGAUGAAGAAGAAGAAGACAAGUCCUCUGUGUUCCACCAAAGACCAACUGAGGAGAACAGAGAGGAAACCAACGGAGAGGAGUGUGGAGCGGACCAGAGACCAUACAGCUGUUCAGACCAGAGACCAUACAGCUGUUCAGACAGUGAGGAGCAGACUGACAGCUCUGACGACACCGAUCAUUCUGAAGACUAUAGUCCAGAACAGGCCCCGGUCAAAAGAAGCUACGCUGCCGUACCUCCUGACCCCUCUGCAACUAGAGCCAACAGACCAUACAGCUGUUCAGAGUGUGGGAAGAGUUUUGAGUGGAGGGCGCACUUGGGGGUGCACAUGUUGGGUCACACUGGAGAGCGGCCGCACAAAUGUCCUGUCUGUGAAAAAGCAUUUACUCAAAAAGGAACUCUCACCAAACAUCUGAGAACACAACACCACGUCUGCACUGUUUGUUUGGCUAGUUUCCCUGAUGACGCGAAUCUGACCGCUCACCUGAGGACGCACAUCGAGGACGGGACCCUGGAUGCGUCGGUCCUGAAACUCCUUCGCUGCUCUGAGUGCGGGAAAGCGUUCCGGUGGAAGUCGGAUUUACAGAAACACAUGUUGGUGCACAGCGGAGAGCGGCCACACAAGUGUCCUGUCUGUGAGAAGGAUUUUAAACAUAAAUACAAGCUUCAGAAACACAUGAGAAUCCACUCAGAGGAAAAUCACGGCGAUACAGAGGCGCCAGACCUCAGACCUUUCAGUUGUUCAGAGUGUGGGAUGAGGUUUGCCGACAGGACGUACCUGAGGGUGCACAGUUUGAGUCACUCCGGGGAGCGGCCACACAAAUGUCCCGUGUGUGGGAAGGGUUUCCCGGUGUCGUCCAACCUCAAGAGACACAUGUCGGUGCACACGGGACACAGACCACACAAAUGCCCCUUCUGUCAGAAAGGAUUUAUAGAGAAGUUUUAUUUGGAACAACACAUGAGAAUCCACUCAGGAGAAAAACCUUUUGUCUGUUCCAUUUGUGGGAAAAAUUUUAGGUUAAAAGCAGGACUCGAGAAACACAUGGGAACUCACGCUGCGGACAAACCUUUCGCAUGUUCAGUUUGUGACAAACAUUUCAAAUAUAAAUCUGGUCUCACGCGUCACCUGAGUAUGAAGCACAACUCAAAUAAACCCACAGAGGAGACCCUGCAGGUGUUCACUGCUAAACCCACAGAGGAGACCCUGCAGGUGUUCACUGCUAAACCCACAGAGGAGACCCUGCAGGUGCUCACUGCUAAACCCACAGAGGAGACCCUGCAGGUGCUCACUGCUAAACCCACAGAGCAGAACAGCUGAUGAGAUCAAAUGUGUGUAGAUUGAGAGUUUACCGACCGAGCCUCCUAGGAGAUUGUUCAACAUGUGAAACUAUCACAUUUAGCUUUGAAAACACAGAGCCAUUAACUAUGAUGUCAGAAGGAGGUUUAUUCUUUAUUUAACUGUGUGAAUUUUUUUAUGUAAAAGUGUAAAAAUAUUGAUUAAAUUUAUACAG
Periophthalmus magnuspinnatus is the source of this 1806-nucleotide messenger RNA. RefSeq names its product gastrula zinc finger protein XlCGF57.1-like. Gene Ontology annotation, cellular component: nucleus. The record is from RefSeq and is a predicted model, not a curated record. Bases 90 to 1613 code for a protein of 507 amino acids. The transcript is spliced from 2 exons. Lineage: Eukaryota; Metazoa; Chordata; Actinopteri; Gobiiformes; Gobiidae.